Molecule: messenger RNA, 2882 nt
Organism: Esox lucius (northern pike)
Lineage: Eukaryota; Metazoa; Chordata; Actinopteri; Esociformes; Esocidae
Gene: lrit1b
Product: leucine-rich repeat, immunoglobulin-like and transmembrane domains 1b
Exons: 4
Coding region: 163-2181 (672 amino acids)
Cellular component (GO): endoplasmic reticulum membrane
Molecular function (GO): protein binding
Source: RefSeq, a predicted model, not a curated record
UAUCUUCGGCUUCAGAACAACGCUCAGUCCAGUGGGCACUGAUGAUAGCAACACACACGCGAUGUAUAGGAAGCUCGGAAGAACGACAUAGAUAGUUCACAUUUUCGAACAAUCUUGUAGUUUAGUUUGACAGUAGGCUGGAAUUAUAGUUUCGAAGAGAAAAUGUUUCGAGCUAAUAGUCUUGUGUUCUACUUGGCAAUACUUUGUCUCGAAGCGCUGGUUUGUAGCGGCUGUCCGUCUGUAUGUAGUUGCUUCUACCACAAAUUAUCUGACGGAUCCAAAGCGAGGAGCGUCCUUUGCAAUGACCCAGAGAUCACAGAGGUCCCGUCCAACUUUCCAGCAGACACGUCGAAACUGCGGAUUGAGAAGACAGCCAUCACAAGGAUCUCCAGCGAAACCUUUCACUACCUCAACAAUCUGGAGUUUCUCUGGAUGUCUUUCAAUUCCCUGAACUCUUUAAGUGUAGCCAGUUUCCGUGGACUGAGGAGUCUGGAUGAGUUGAGAUUGGAUGGGAACGCUCUCCCUUCUUUCCCCUGGGAAUCUCUGACAGAUAUUCCCAACCUGAGGCUUCUGGACCUCCAUAAUAACAAGAUAUCAUCUAUCCCAGUAGAAGCAACGGCCUAUAUCAAAAACCUGACCUACCUGGACCUGUCAAGCAACAGCCUGGCCACAGUGCCUUCAGAAGUCCUGUCUACGUGGCUUUCUGUGAAACCAUCUCAAGCAGAUGGAGACAAUUCCAGAUAUAUUAUAGGAUGGGAGCGACUACCAGACGACAAACACUACGCUGACAAAAAACUGGUUGUUUCCUUCAUGACUGUAGGUCUCCACGACAACCCGUGGAUGUGUGACUGCAGGCUGUAUGACCUGGUCCAGUUCCAGAAGUCUCCGUCAUCCUCCUUGGCCUUGAUCGACCCCAGGCUGCGGUGUGCCGACCCGGAGAGCCUCUCCGGGGUGCUUUUCACUGACACUGAGCUCCAGAAGUGCCAAGGACCCCACGUUCAUACCGCCGUGGCCCGUGUCCGAAGCUCGCUGGGGAACAACGUCCUGCUACGCUGUGGCACCAUUGGAGUUCCCAUUCCAGAGCUGUCCUGGACCCGGGCGGACGGCAAGAAGAUGAAUGGCACCGUUCAGCAAGAAGUUUCAAAGGAGGGCAUCAUUUGGUCCAUCCUCAGCGUGCCUGCCGUCUCCUACCGAGACUCGGGAAAAUACGUGUGCAAAGCGACCAACUUUGUGGGGACCGCUGAUGCCAUCAUCUCCCUGGUUAUCACAGACUCGUUUAAAAAUGAGAAUGUAGGCGGCAGCUCGAAGACCAGAAACCAAAAAGGCAGGAACGCCGGCGGAUUUGGGAAAGCUGCCUACCAGGAAAAACUUGUUGCCAGAUACAUACCUCCACCAAUAAACACAGCGGCGACGCCCGUCACCGAGCCUCUAGGACCGGCCCGGUCCACGGGGAAGUAUGACAUUGAGAGGUACAGCGUUUCCUAUGGACAGAUGGUACCUGCGAUGAAGGAAGUGGUGAAGGAGGUGAUGAGUAACCUGGCGGCCAACGCCUCUUCUUUGCAGGUCCAGGCUCCGCCAGAGAAACGUGUGGUGCGAUCGGUGAAGGUGAUCGGGGACACGGACCACACCGUCUCCCUGAACUGGCGUGCCCCCACGGCCAAGAACACCACGGAGUUCAGCGUCCUGUACGCCGUGUUCGGCGAGAGGGAAAUGCGUCGGAUCAAUGUCGGCGUGGGGAAGAACCGCAUCACCAUCGAGGGGCUUGUGCCGAGGACAAAGUACAUCGCCUGUGUCUGUGUCAAAGGCCUGAUCCCCAGGAAGGAGCAGUGUGUGAUCUUCUCCACGGACGAGGCUGCCAGCGCCAGCGGAACGCAGAAGCUCAUCAACGUGGUGGUGAUCACUGUUGCCUGUGUCAUUGCCGUUCCCCUCACCCUGAUUGUCUGCUGCGGGGCGCUCAAGAAGCGCUGCAAAAAGAUGCUGGGGCGGAAGUCCAAGGACAUCCAGGACUCGUACGUGACGUUCGAGACCCUAUCCCCGGGACAGAAACCUAAGGGCGUGGACGGGGGGUACCUCGCCGGGCAACUCCCGGACGAAUCCAACAGACUGCUCUCAGCCAGGUCCAGUGUGGACUCGGGAGCCACUUGCAGGACUGAGGGCCCUCCUAACGAGUAUUUCUGCUGACACCGUUUGAUGGCCUCGACCUUAACCGGGCAAAACGCUCUUCAAGGGCACGGUUGGUUGGUGUCUUCGGGCAUGUGUACUGUGGUGAACUGUGGGCAAAUGUGUCUGUGUGUGGUAGCUGAGUGUGUAAAUGUGGUAAAUUGCUUGGAGGCCGAAGGGAGACGAGGACAGCUGUGUGGACACUUGCCUAUGAAAAGAAGCAUGUGUGGUGGAAAUGAGUCUACUGUAAAAUGAAUCUGAGAAAUCCAUGUUGACAUGACUGUGACUUUGCAGCCUUGUGGGAAUAAGUACCAUCCUUGACCUUGGGAAAUGUCAGGAGCAAAAGGGAAACCAGUAACCUUUCUUUUUAUAUUCAUCUCACCUCAUAGGCUUCCACUGCCUGCAUCUGAAUUAUCUCUCCUUGUGGGGACUGGAAAUAACCAAAUGGUUCCGAUUUCUUCACCUGUUUGGCCAUCUGGCUCCUAGUUCUUCUGAAACGAAUCGGAAUUCUGGUCGCUUUUUUGACCAAGUCAUGUGUAAUGUUGGAAGAAGCAGAAGUCAUUCUGUAUAAGUAGUGGUAUUUGUUACAUCUGUGUAUUUCCCAAUACGUUAAUGUGCCAGCAUUACUGUCCAAACCGAAUAAACUGUAUAUUUUUUAAUAUGCAUCUAUAUCCAAUCUGAUAUAUGUUAAAUGUUUGACAAAAUAAAUAUUUUUAUAUAUA